UCGAGUCAAGCUCGGCUUUUUCACGGCAGCCAAUGACAGGGCGGCGGGCUUGGGAACGUAUUUAGGUGACAGAAAAACCAUAGAGUAAUCAUUGUAUCGUUCUACAUUCAAAAUGGCAAGAACAAAGCAGACAGCUAGAAAAUCUACCGGAGGAAAGGCUCCACGCAAACAGCUGGCCACCAAGGCAGCUCGCAAGAGUGCACCAGCCACCGGCGGUGUUAAGAAACCACACAGGUACAGGCCAGGAACCGUUGCUCUCCGUGAAAUCAGACGUUACCAGAAGAGCACCGAGCUUCUCAUCAGGAAACUUCCAUUCCAGCGUCUUGUACGUGAAAUCGCUCAGGACUUCAAGACUGAUCUCCGAUUCCAGAGCUCAGCUGUGUUGGCCCUGCAGGAAGCCAGCGAAGCAUACUUGGUCGGUCUUUUUGAAGACACCAACUUGUGUGCCAUCCACGCCAAACGUGUCACCAUUAUGCCAAAGGAUAUCCAAUUGGCACGCCGCAUCCGAGGUGAACGUGCUUAAGUGCCUUAUUUGGCCUUAUAUCAUAAAACGGCCCUUUUUAGGGCCACAAAAUAA
Messenger RNA from Ruditapes philippinarum (Manila clam), 577 nucleotides. Its product is annotated as histone H3. Lineage: Eukaryota; Metazoa; Mollusca; Bivalvia; Venerida; Veneridae. The record is from RefSeq and is a predicted model, not a curated record. Bases 113 to 523 code for a protein of 136 amino acids. Gene Ontology annotation, cellular component: nucleosome. Gene Ontology annotation, molecular function: protein heterodimerization activity; DNA binding; structural constituent of chromatin. The transcript has a single exon.